This is a messenger RNA of Bombus impatiens (common eastern bumble bee), 1194 nucleotides long. Its product is annotated as UBX domain-containing protein 1. Bases 131 to 1096 code for a protein of 321 amino acids. The record is from RefSeq and is a predicted model, not a curated record. NCBI's taxonomy places the organism in Eukaryota, Metazoa, Arthropoda, Insecta, Hymenoptera, Apidae. Gene Ontology annotation, molecular function: protein binding. The transcript has 7 exons.
UUUACAACGUACAAAUUCGCAUAGGUAGCGCGUCGGUUGAACGUGACGUUAAGUUUUUGAUCGCGUGCCUGUCGAAUUCUUGUUGAAUUGGUGAAAAAUAUUCGUUAAGACUUCGAAAACAUAGAGAAAAAUGUCGUCGAGUGAUAUAAAUAUGUUAGUCGAUAUGGGCUUUAGCAUAUCUAAAGCAGAAAAAGCUUUAGAAAUUACUGGAAACAAAGGUGUUGUUCCGGCAAUGGAAUGGCUCUUGGCUCAUUCAAAUGAUGCUGAACCAUCACCUGACCCACCUACUGCUGAAAGUGCAACGCUGUCUAAUCUUCAAACAUCAAUCCAUGAAGAUACUGCCGAUGCUAGUGGUCAGGUGUCUACUACUGAAGUUGCUAAAUCUAUGAAAUGUGAUAUUUGUGGAAAACUGUUUAAAUCUAACUUGGAAGUCGAAUUCCAUGCAACAAAGUCCGGACAUGAUAGAUUCUCUGAAAGCACGGAAGAAAAGAAACCUCUUACGGAAGAAGAGAAGAAGGAACAAUUACGAAUUUUAACAGAGAAGUUAAAACAGAAAAACAAGGAGCGAGAGGAGCAGGAAAAGAAAGAUGCACAAGAAAGGGAAAAGAAUAGAAUAAAAUCAGGGAAAGAGAUGGCUCAGGCUAGAAGAAAGUUAGAGGAGUUAGAAAUGAGAAAGUUGUUAGAGGAGAGGAAACGUGAAAAAGAAGAAGAGAAAUUAGCACGUCAAAAAGUUAAAGAACAAAUUGAAGCUGAUAAAGCUGCUAGACGUGCCAAAGCUAAUGCCAAAAGAGCAUUAACAGAAUCUCCACCUACACCGUCAUCCUCUACUAGUACUUAUAGAAAGGAAUAUAAUGAUACCAGGUUGCAGAUUAGGCUUACUAAUGGACAAACAUUAACGCAAAGCUUUGGAAGUAAGGAGAAGUUAUCUGCUGUGAGAUUGUUUAUAGAAAUUAAUAGAACAGAUCCAUCUGGUCCAUUUAAUUUAAUGACAGCUUUCCCAAAGAAAAUUUUCAUGGAAGAUGAUUAUGAAGCUCCGUUGAAUGCUUUAGGCCUGACACCAUCUGCAGUUUUAAUUGUUCAGAAAAAAGUAGAAUGAUCAUAAUAAAUAUCAGCUAUUAUUUUCCAUGCAGUCAACCAUAUAACUUUUAAGAUACUAUACGAUUGUAAAAUAUUCUCCAAAAAUUUAUAAAAAGG